Plenodomus lingam JN3 is the source of this 1476-nucleotide messenger RNA. RefSeq lists its product as uncharacterized. The record is from RefSeq and is a predicted model, not a curated record. NCBI's taxonomy places the organism in Eukaryota, Fungi, Ascomycota, Dothideomycetes, Pleosporales, Leptosphaeriaceae.
AUGCCUGAUGAACUGGCCCCCCCGCGUAAGAGUGUCGAACUCGAGGAUCCUGGUGCGAGGGAGCUUGCCGAUUCAAGUGACGAGCACUUCUCCGACGCCUCCGAAGGACGAGCAGCCCUCCGCAAUGAAGCCACUUCUCCUAUUCCAAUCACGCGUGUCGAGCGGGUCGAUGAUGAGCCCGCCCAUGGCGAAGUCCCUGGCACAGAGGCCUACAAGAUGCGGACCCAGGAUGCUGUACCCGACGAGGUCGAGAUCGUACCGGAGGGCUCGCGAAGUCGUAGUGCUUCGAGAGUGAGCGCAAGUGACCGGCCUCUGACACCGGGAGGCACUCCUGUUCCAAAGACCGUCGUUGAACGAGUGGAUGACGUGCCAGCCCACGGCGAAGUUCCCGGUACACUUGCGCACCAGCAACGCCUCGCCGACGCCGAGCCCGAUGUGAUUGUCAAGAUCCCCCAGCCGCCCAAGAACAAGACUGCAGGAUCGCCAACUCCCUCGCUUGAUAGGUCUCCCUUGAACUCCACCACUGACGGCGCAUCCGAAUCCUCCUCCCAUCCUCUCGAGGAGACUGACACGGUACCUGAGCCAGACGACGAGGAAGCGGAUGGAGAUAUGCCAGACGAAGACGACGAUGGCUUUGGAGACUUUGACGAGUUCGAAGAGGGCGGGAACGACGAUGACUUUGGGGACUUUGACGAUGGGUUUCAGCAAGGCGAGUACGAGGCAGAGACUACAUUUGAUAAUCCCCCAACACAUCAACCCCCGGUACCUGCCCCUUCACCAGGUCCUCCUGUCCUUGACUUCGCCGCCCUCACCUCCCCCGACUCCAUCACAACAGCCGCUCAACCCUACAUCGACUCCAUUUACCCCUCGCACGACAUCCCCGGCAUAUCCACCACCGACCUCGAACCCCCGCGCUCCAUGUUCCUCAGCGAACGCAGCCACUCCCUCUGGACCCAACUCGUUGCCCCACCCCCACUCCAACCCCCAGACUGGGUCCGCUCCCGCAUCCGCCGCCUCUUCCUCGUCUCCCUCGGUGUCCCCAUCGACCUGGACGAAAUCCUGCCAGCCUCGAAGCAAAAAAAACUCAUCCUCCCCUCCAUCCACAUCCCCGGCGACCGCUCCCCACGCCCCUCGUCCGACGGCCGCCUCACGCGUCUCAAGAAGGAAGGCGACAACACCUCGUCCACCUCAGUCGACUCGUCCAAAUCUGAAUCCCGAAGGAGAAAAGGUCCGCCCCCGCCCCCCGAACUCGAUCUCAGCAGCACGAGCAUGCUGUGUGCGACGAGCGAGGCUGCGCUGCGCAACUUCACCCUCGACGAGCUGCAGGCGCAUGUCAAGAGGUUGGGCGAGCUCGAGCGCCGCGCGCAAGAGGUGUUUGCUUAUUGGCAGGCGAGGCUGGAGAGUGCAUUGGGGGAUAAGGAUGCGUUUGAGCAGGUGAUUGAGAGUUUAGUGGCUCAUGCUAAGAAGUUGAGAUGA